AUGUCCGUAGCAGGAUUUAAGAAGCAAUUUUACAAAGCAAGCCAGUUAAUGAGUGAGAAGGUUGGAGGUGCAGAGGGAACCAAACUGGAUGAAGACUUCAAGGACCUUGAAAGGAGAGCAGAUAUUACCAGCAAAGCAGUUGUGGAGGUCAUCAAUAAAACAUCAGAGUACCUCCAGCCCAACCCCGCAACGAGAGCUAAGCUUUCCAUGCUCAACACAGUUUCCAAAAUCCGUGGACAGGUGAAUAGUCCAGGCUACCCCCAGCCUGAGGGCCUUCUGGGGGAGUGCAUGACUAAGUACGGACGGGAUAUGGGCGAGGACACCAACUUUGGUGGGGCUCUAAUAGACAUAGGGGAGUCAAUGAAGAGGAUGGCCGAGGUCAAGGACUCUCUGGAUAUUGAUGUGAAGCAGAAUUUUAUUGACCCACUGCAGGCAGUCGCUGAGAAGGAUAUCAAAGACAUUCAGCACCACCUGAAGAAGCUGGAGGGCCGCCGUCUGGACUACGAUUAUAAAAAGAAACGUCAAGGUAAAAUCCAAGAUGAAGAGAUCAGGCAAGCCCUGGAGAAGUUCCAUGAGUCCAAAGAGAUGGCUGAGAGCUCCAUGAACAAUCUGCUGGAAACAGAUGUGGAGCAGGUGAGUCAGCUGUCCUCUUUUGUAGAGUCUCUGCUGCAGUACCACAGACAGGCCGAGCAGAUCCUGGAGGAGCUUUCUGACAAACUGAGAGAAAGGGUGAACGAUGCUCAGAACCGUCCAAGGCGCGAAUACACACCCAAACCCAGACCAGCCUUUGACUUUGGAGAGGUAGAACAGUCCAACGGAGGAUACUCACCUGCUGCAACAAGCCCUUCAUCUUACUCUCCAUCUGAGCCAUGCUGUAAAGCCCUGUAUGACUUUGAGCCGGAGAACGACGGAGAGCUGGGCUUCCACGAGGGUGACAUCAUCACCUUGGUCAAUCAAAUCGAUGAGAACUGGUUCGAGGGAAGCCUUGGUGGAAAAUCAGGAUACUUCCCCAACAACUAUGUUGAAGUGAUGGUGCCUCUACCGCACUGAAAACAGCAAGGCAAGAGGGAGACUGCAGAGGAUGGAAAGGGGGGAUGAUAGAGGAUUGUCAACUUUCAAUAAACAAAGGAUCUCUUUGUUUAUUGAAAAUAAAAAGGGUAAACAUCUCAAGACAGGGACCUAAUUUUUGUAUCUAAGAGUUAUUUGAGCAAAGCUUUUUUUUUUUUUUCAUUCAAGAUUUAAUGGAUUUUUAAAAACAGUAAGGAUGGAGGGAAGAUCAGUCAGAAAAAUUAUGGCGUAAUGUCUACGCGCAUUUACCAUAUCCUCAGUCUUUAUAUUCAUUCUCUAUGCACCUGUGCACUUUGUACAGUACACCUCCAUCACCAGGACUGAUGAAGAAAGAUCGAGAGAAUGGCAUCUGUAAUAUCAUGUCCAGCGGUAUCCACAAACACUAAGAAAUGCAGCUACUUUAUUCUUAUAUUCUUAUCCUAUUUUAUAUAUUUACAUUAUGACAUUUCUUGUUCUUUGUAUUGUGCAUAUUGGUACUACACACAUGCAUGUAUACACAUGCAUUUUUCUAAGCACUGUUUUCUACACUCCCAGUUUUCACCUCUGUGCCUUUAGGCUUUAGUAUUGUUGUCAUCCCGGUCUCAUUGGAGUCAACAUGGAGGACUGGCUGCCUUUUGUUGACGUUUAAAACAAUCCUCGGCUGCCAUCUGGUGGUAAAGAUGAUUCUUGGCUAUUGGUUUGAGUGGCACUGUCAUAUGGCUUCUGUUACCUCUUAUCAAUACAUGUUGGAUGGCUUUUCUUAGGUUUUAGGUAGGUAUGUUUUCAAGACAUAGAGUAUAUGUGUAUAAAACUUCAAAAAUAGCUGAAGCCAGUCGGGGGAUAAAGUUGACAGACUACUGUUUGUUACUGUAAUUGCAGUUUUACAAACAUUAGCUAAUUUUAUUCUAGACCCUAAAGUUGUUUAAGAGUUUAUUUCUAAAGGGCUGUAGGGGUCCAUAAAUACACUUUUCUUUUUUAUUUCCAUUAUCACACUAAUUGUUAGUAAGUUGUCCCUAAGUUAAUUUACCUACAGCUCUACCCGUUUUUCAAUGCACAACACCCUCUUGUCUCUUACAGUUGAUGCCAAAGAGAGGUUACACAAAUUCCCAAAUUGCCUGAGGCUGCUGUUUGUCAAUGAAAAGACAUGUAUUUAAACAGCCUUAUCUACACAAUGCUGCAAAAUUAAUAUUUAAUAAUCGAGAUGAUUAUAUGCAAUCAAGUUUUCCCUUUUUAUAUACUUCACAGAAGCAGACAUUUGAUUCAAUUACAGUGUAGCUCACAAUAAUGCAACAUUAUUUUUCCCCACCCCAAAUAAUUUAUAGUAAUACCCCUAAACCAUAAGCCUACAUCCUUCAGUUCCUCUAUUUUCUCAGGCUUUAGUGAUGCUGCUGGCAGUGUCACUCAAUUGUUUUGUGGGCUUUUACUCAACUGUUUGUCAAUGAAUUUUCAGCCUGUGAUUUGUUUGCCCUCGGCGCUGGGGUAAGCUUGUCUUUAGUAUUCUAACCUAUAAUUUGGAGCAUGAAAAUUAAUCUGAUGUGUAUUGGGGGUUUUUCUACCUGCCUUAGUUUUCAGACUGAAACUGUGCACCAGACCUGACAGAAAAUGCUAGCUCCCAACUAUUGUGUUCAGAAUUUACUAAUAAUGAGAAGGGUUGUUACACAAUGGCUGGUUUCAGUUUCAUUUAAGCCUAUUACAAGCAGAGUAUGAACUGUGAGGGUUUGUGCUGUUCACUAAAAUGCCAACUUUCUCCUCUUGUCAUGAUCCCCUUGUUAGACCGCCCCCGCCCCACUCAUCUGUCCCAUCUCUAUUUAAACUGGGAGUGGAACAGACAGGUCUUUUCAGCAGGGAAGGGUACACAGCAGUGGAUUAUGCCCUCCAUCCCCCACUAGUCUUUAUUCUCCACCUGCCCCUGUACCCCUACCCCCUCUCUCGUUAUCUGCCCCAUCCCAAUCCCAUGGUGACUCUGGAGCUUGGUUUCCUGGUCCAUCCCUGGAAUAAUCUCUUUGUUAUCAUAGUAUGUGCCUCUUAAUGUUAUGGUUGCAUGUCUCCUAUGUUAUUCAUGUUAUGUGUAGGGCCAUGGGGUUUAGCUGUGCUGAGAAAUAAUUGUGCGGUUCAGGUGUGUUUUUAGAUGCCUCAUUACACUAAAUCAAAAGUCCAGAGUUUGAGAGGGGAAAGAAGGGUCAGGGGCUCAGGUUGAGCUAUUGUGCAGUUUGUAUAAUAUUGAUGAUGAUUAAUGUCAUGGAACAAAGGGCUAAGAUCAAUUUUUAUACGCUGCUGCCGUCAUCUGAAAUAGUUGUCUGACUGCUGCGGCUGACAUUUAUUGCAACACGACAUUCUGUGAUGGCUUGUUAUGCAUUCAUACCCAUAAGUGUCCCAAUUUUGUGAUAUUAAUGAAGUAUUACCAGCCUUAAAAGCUUUAUUUUAUUAUGCACAAUCCUAAUGUAGUUUUCUGUGCUAAAAUGUAACUGCUUUGCAUGUGUCUUCAUUACAGUAUGUCUUGGACAAUACUUUAUUUUCGUAACUGUGACACUAUGGGGAGACUAAAAUAUGGGAUUAUCCUGGAUUAUUUUUAGGAUAUAUGGUUUACCUCUAUACUAAAUGUAAUCCUAUGUGUAUUGUUUAUUUUUGUUAUUAUGUAAAGGGGAAUGGAUGCUGUUCAUUUGCUUCUUUAAAUAAAUGUUAAGUAACUUGG
Molecule: messenger RNA, 3739 nt
Organism: Xiphias gladius (swordfish)
Lineage: Eukaryota; Metazoa; Chordata; Actinopteri; Istiophoriformes; Xiphiidae
Product: endophilin-A2-like
Exons: 8
Coding region: 1-1050 (349 amino acids)
Biological process (GO): synaptic vesicle uncoating
Cellular component (GO): presynapse; cytoplasm; glutamatergic synapse
Molecular function (GO): protein binding
Source: RefSeq, a predicted model, not a curated record